GUCCAUGUCAGAUUCUAUUGAACAAUAGUACAAGUCAUCUAGGGUUUUGGAGUAAUUAAAAUAUACCCUAGCCGUAUUUAGCUUCUUCUCCUUUUUUUCUCUGUUUUCGAAUUACUGUUUCAUUCAAUCUGCAACAGUGGCACUGUCCACCGCCACGCGCUUCUUCUUCACACGCGCCGCCGUUCUCCGCCGUCCGUGUUCCGCCAUGAGCACCGCCGGAGAGAAAAGCUUGAGUUCCGACACUGCCCAUUUGGACACAAUUUUCAAACAGAAAAAAGUCCUCCGUUCUGUUAUUAAAAGAGAUCUCAAAUCCAUGGAUCCCAUCCUUAGAUCCCAACAAGAUGAAGCAAUACAAAAGAUUGUAUUGGAGGCUCCAUGGUUUAAGGCUUGCAAGGGAUUGUGCGCUUACAUAAGCUGUAGUGCUUUGCGAGAAGUAGAUACAACCCGAAUACUAUCUCAUAUUCUCACUAGCCAUCCACAGGAUGUUCAGAUGCGAAAGAAGCUUUUUGUUCCAAGAGUGGAGGAUAGGAACAGAAAUAUGCGAAUGCUUAACAUCUCAAGCACUGAGGAUUUGAUUGCAAGUUCAUUGGACAUUCUGGAACCAGCUCCCUUAGAUUCUGAUGGAAAUGAACGUGAAGAUGACCUUUUGUUUGUUGCAGUGUUGUUCGCAAAUGAGCCUGUUGAUUUGUUUAUUUUACCUGGUCUUGCAUUUGACAAAGCUGGAAGACGGUUGGGCCGCGGUGGAGGUUACUAUGACACUUUUUUGUCAAGAUAUGAAGAGCUUGCAAAGAAGAAGAAUUGGAAGCAACCUCUCAAAAUUGCACUUUCUUACUCAGUGCAGAUAGUGGAUGAGGGUACUAUACCACUAACUCCAAAUGACAUUCUUGUGGAUGCACUUGUAUCACCUUCUGGUGUGAUUCCUAUUAGUCCAGCUGCGCUGGAGAUAUGCCAUUGAAAAAAUGCUUACCUAUCACAGCAGCAUCAGAGAGGUUGGCAUGGAAUCAGUCCUUAUUGAAUCGUGAUCUGAGUGUCUAAUACUAUUGCAUCUAGGGUCAUGAGCAAGGAUAAAGACUUGUUCUGUUCUCUUGAGAAAUAGCAUCUGGAGGAAGAUGUUACUUUGAUGAAAGAAUGUCUUUGUGAGUUUGGUUAGCAUGUGUGUCAACUGAUACAUUUAUGAAUUACCAUUAUACCCUAUCUCCCGGAAUUGGAUCUUAGAUGAAAAAAAAAAAAACUUAGCCGCACCUGACAUUUACAAGAAACCAUCAAUUUAAAGUGAGAAUAUUUCUCGCUUAACAUGGUUGUCUGAUAAAGGUUUGUAUCAUUUAUUGAUUUGUGUGUACACCGGGUGAGAGAGAGUUUUUUCCGUCCUGGAUCAGAGUCCUUGAAUUUAUUGUAUUCUGCUUACAGUUUAGUGGACAAAGUUGUAAGAAAAACAUAUCAGUUGCUUCCAAGAAUCCAAUAUUAUUCGUCCCUUUUAAAUGGGGAGCAUUUGAAACA
This is a messenger RNA of Lycium barbarum (goji berry), 1497 nucleotides long. RefSeq names its product 5-formyltetrahydrofolate cyclo-ligase, mitochondrial-like. The record is from RefSeq and is a predicted model, not a curated record. Gene Ontology annotation, molecular function: 5-formyltetrahydrofolate cyclo-ligase activity. Gene Ontology annotation, biological process: folic acid-containing compound biosynthetic process; tetrahydrofolate interconversion. Bases 206 to 955 code for a protein of 249 amino acids. Gene Ontology annotation, cellular component: mitochondrion. NCBI's taxonomy places the organism in Eukaryota, Viridiplantae, Streptophyta, Magnoliopsida, Solanales, Solanaceae. The transcript has 7 exons.